Silurus meridionalis is the source of this 1288-nucleotide messenger RNA. Its product is annotated as CMRF35-like molecule 5. Lineage: Eukaryota; Metazoa; Chordata; Actinopteri; Siluriformes; Siluridae. The record is from RefSeq and is a predicted model, not a curated record. The transcript has 7 exons. Bases 137 to 1120 code for a protein of 327 amino acids.
CAAAAGUGGAAGUGGACGUCGCUUUCAGCACACUCACACAGACACCACGCAGACAGAGACGGUGAGGAAGUGCAGGCUGUCCAACAAGAUUCUUUUAUACUAUUCUCUAAAGUGGAGUUUCUGAGUCUUGAAGAUCAUGAAGAUCCUCCUCACCUUCUGCCUGAUUAUCACUGGAUCUAAUGCUGUAACUACAGUAACUGGAUACAGAGGAAGAUCAGUUCAGAUUAAAUGUCACUAUGAAUCUGGAUAUGAAGAAAACAACAAGUAUCUCUGCAGAGGUAAAUGUCCCCAUUGGCCUGCAUACAGAGAUGUUCCUAUUAGUUCUGGAUCUCCUGCUGUAGACACCAGAUUCUCUCUGUAUGACAACACAACAGCCAAAAUCUUCACCUUUACCAUCACUGAUCUGAGAGCAGAGGAUGCAAACACUUACUGGUGUGGAAUCGAGCAGCCAGGGAUUGAUAAAUACACAGAGAUUCAACUGGUGAUUAUGGAUAAUCCAGCAAGUACCGUCUCACCGAACACACACUCCGCUUCAACCCUCUCCAUGAGUGUAUCAGUGCACAAAUCUACUCAGAGCACAUUCUCAUCAACAGGUCACAAUAAUGAACCUUCAUCAGCCAAAUCUCUCUUAGAAAAAUCCACCAUCAUCGUCAUUUCCGUGGGUGGGGUUCUAGUGCUGCUUCUCAUUGCGCUUUUAUCUGCAGUGGUGAUUCAGAGGAAAAAGAAGACCAAAGCUCAAUCUCCACAAAGCAAAAACUCCUCAAACAAUUGUGUGGCUCCAACUUCAUACCAAGGACAUCGUUCCAAUUCACUUCAUUUCACUGAUGAAUCCACAACCCCCUCUGAUGUUCCUCAACCUAUUUACUCAAACAUUGGCGUACCCAAAGUUUCCUCCGAUUUUUCAAUACCCGUUUACGCUCAAGUUAAACGCCCAGGACAUCAGGACGUUCACUCUACUGCUCAGUUAACCUCUGAUCCAUCAGUUAAUGCUGCUCAGACCUCAGGUGAAAGUAUAAUGUACACAGCAGUGAGCUUUGACACCAGAUCCAGUGUUGUGGGCAUUUCCAAAAACGAGACCUCGUGUGACUACUCUACUGUUAAACUCAAUGAAUGUGGCUAGUUAGCGUACGUCAUAUUGCUAAUCAUGUUUUAUUUGCGCUAUGUAGCACUCGUUAUAUCAAUUUAUAGUGCUGUUUGGUUCUCAAACCCCAUUGGUCAGAAGGUGCUGAGACGUUUCCUAUAAUAUUUCAUUCAAAUCUGUUCAAAGUAAAGUCUGUAGUCAAAUCUG